Messenger RNA from Pichia membranifaciens NRRL Y-2026, 1673 nucleotides. RefSeq lists its product as hypothetical. The transcript has a single exon. Lineage: Eukaryota; Fungi; Ascomycota; Pichiomycetes; Pichiales; Pichiaceae. Gene Ontology annotation, biological process: tRNA-type intron splice site recognition and cleavage. The record is from RefSeq and is a predicted model, not a curated record. Bases 26 to 1588 code for a protein of 520 amino acids. Gene Ontology annotation, cellular component: tRNA-intron endonuclease complex.
GCAGACCGUAACGCACAACAGUACGAUGCAGUAUAUGCCGCUGCACGACACCGGACUCAACUCCGGCACGGUUUCCCAAAAGAGUGAUUCGGCAGGCUCGUACACAACGGCAUCAUCGAAAACGGCGGUGGAGCCUGAGACUCCAUGUUCUACAGCUGCUUCCACACCAAUGCCGCCUCUGCUGUCCCGUCACAGCAACAAUCCAGAGUUAUCGGAUGAGUCGGACGACGAACUCCAGGAUUGGUCGCUUUUGAACAACAUCUCUAAGAAGGGAAUUAAGGACUUCGAGCCGUUGUUAACCGAUGACGACCGGCACCAAUUGUCUGCCUACGACCAGAGCAAGUUGAACAAGUCGAGGAACAUGCGAUUCAAUGCAUUGGCAGUGAAGCGGGGGUCGAUAGUGGACUUGGAAAACUUGAAAACUUCUACGAUAUACAUUAACGCCCACGACCACGAUGAUCUGUUCAUGCUUCAACCGAAGGGGAAGUUCUUGGAGACCAUGGGUAUGAUCGACAACCAGAACGUGUGCCACUUUGGUUUCGAGGAGACUUUGUACUUGGUUGAACGAGGGAGCUGUGUGCUCAAGUUCUGGGACAAGGAAAACGAGGCGAGGAACAAGCUGUACCAAGAAAUGCCGCCGUUGAGUUUGCAGGCGGCCUACUCUAUUCUCGUCACCAAGGGGGACAGGCUGGACCAGUACAUCGUCUACUCAAUCCUCAAGCGUGACGGGUAUAUCAUCACGAGAAACGAGGAGUUUGAGGGCAAGAUCUCCGAACCCCGAAAUCAGCUACUGCCCUCUCCGGACACCCUCUUCAAAAAUCUGAAAAUGUCCUGGUGGACGAGAGUGUUGACAAAAGUAUCGAGCUUUUUCAAGAUGGACUUCCCGUACAAGUUUGCGUUUUCAUACUUCAAUGUUCUUACGUUUUUACAUUCCAAGGUCAAACAGCAAGCAUUGCCGAAGCUUGACAUUUGUUCUGUAAAGCCCACCCGAGGCAAGUACAAGAUCUCCUUCAAUGUUUGGAAACCGUCACCAAGCUUCAAGAAGAAGAACCCUCCACCACCAGAUUAUCAGAUCACAAUUUUCAAGGCAACUCAGCGACUACCCAAAUACAGUGAACUAAAGUCGCUUCUUGAACGGUCGAACUCAAACCCUGAUACACACAAGCCAAAGCCCAAAGUGAAGCCACGUAGAACGAAAAGUGGUGCAGAUACAGGUUCAGAAAAUACUGUCGCCAAGCGGGUUCUUGAAACAAGCUGGGAUUACGCAAAGGGAAUUGAUAUCAGUAACCUCAAGUACGACCCUCAUCGUAUCACCUUUGCCAUCGUUGACAAUGCUACCGUCAACUUCAUCACUUUGUCACAUUGCAGUUUUGUCUCCGAGGGUCCCGUGUGGAGAGACCAUUGGGUGACCUGGAGGCCACCACCAAAAAAGAACAGGCCAAAUGGGUCCUAUAACAACAAUAGGGGGAAAUUCAAUAAAAAUAAGAAGAAUCUAGCAUUGCAGGAGGUAAGCACUGAUUCCAACAAUGGGAAUAAAACCCCAGUGCCUGAAGUGAAUCCUGUGAUGCCAAAAUCUGCACAUUUUUGAGUACUUUUCUAUAAAAUUUACAUUUUGUCUUAUAUUUCAGGAUUUAUAUGUUAAUGUUUCGCAAUUAAAUAAAUGAAAAAUAAGC